AUGGCCCCGCGCGAGGAGCUGAUUUCCUCCGCGGAUCCGUCGGUCGCCUCGUCGCCUGUUGAGAAGAGAGUCGCGUUCUUGCAAUCCAAGAACCUGACGCAGGAAGAAGUCGACCUUGCCUUGGCUCGGGCGAGCGAGGACCCCUCUGCCGCCGCCACCGCUACAGCAUCAUCACCGCAGGGCUACUCCUCGCAGCAAGUUGCCUACCGACCAUCAUCACAACCACCCCAAGGAUAUGGCUAUCCCCCAUACGGUCAAUGGCAGCCGCCACCAGAGUGCGUCGGAACCCAGUGCUACCCCGAGACUGAAGCUAAUGAGGUCUAA
Molecule: messenger RNA, 324 nt
Organism: Penicillium lagena
Lineage: Eukaryota; Fungi; Ascomycota; Eurotiomycetes; Eurotiales; Aspergillaceae
Product: peroxisomal membrane protein PEX14
Exons: 2
Coding region: 1-324 (107 amino acids)
Biological process (GO): protein import into peroxisome matrix, docking
Cellular component (GO): peroxisomal membrane; peroxisomal importomer complex
Molecular function (GO): signaling receptor binding
Source: RefSeq, a predicted model, not a curated record